Dimorphilus gyrociliatus is the source of this 1945-nucleotide messenger RNA. The record is from the annotation of a GenBank genome assembly. Lineage: Eukaryota; Metazoa; Annelida; Polychaeta; Dinophilidae.
ACUGUUAGUAGUACCCAAAUCCGGGCACUUGACUUCGAUUGUUGUUCUUGACAAAGUAUUUAUAUAAAACUCUAAAAAUAUCGCAAAUGGAGACGCAUUGAUAUUAUAUGGUUAGUUACCUUAAUAAAUUAUCUUUCGAUUUGAAUUAAAAUCAUAAUGUAUCAUUUCUUUAAAGUAAAUAAAAUAUUGUUAAUUGUUAUGUAGAGUAGUAUCUAAAACUAGAACGGGUAGUUUUAUACAAGUGUCAUUAGAGAUUCACAAUGUGUAACUUUUCAUUAAUUGUUGAAUAACAAUGUUUACAACAUCGUGGUAAAUAAAAGUGACUAGUAUUUUCUGUAUAUAUAAGUUUUAACAUUAGAAAAUCAAUGUUUUAUUUUCAUACUUGUGUGUAUAAUACAUUUUUCAGGAUAAAUUUUUUUUUAUGUAUUUAAAAAUAUUAAAAUCUGCUUUUAAUCGAAUAUCAAUUGUAUUUAACUGUUUAGAGAAAUUGAUGAUAUAAUCUUUCUAGACAAAAAAAUUUUCCUUUUAGUCUUUUUAUUGCUGGCUGCCAGAAUUUAAUGUUUUGAAGGUUAUUUAAAUAACAUUCUUUGUAAUGUGUUGUAACGAAUACUGUAGUGUCUGUCUGUUAAUACACACAUGCUGUAUAUAUUUAGAGAUAUAGAUUGAGAUCGUUUCUCAUAGUUUGUUAAAAUAGAACACUUUAACCUGAACAAUCGAUAGUAUAUCAUAGGAGAGAUAGAGGCCUAUAAAUUCACGUAUAGAUGAUUAAUCUUCAUUUUACAAGGUUAUGACAUAACGCUUGUUGAAAGUCUACUUGUCUAUCUAGAUAUGGCGGAGCACAGAACUUCUAAUUCUAAACAGCUAUCUGAUCUGGAUUUUCUCUUAUCCACGACAAUGACUGAUACAAGUUACCACGAAGGAGUUAUUGAUCAAACAGCAUUAUCUGCGUUGGACAGUGUGCAGAUGAAUGUAGAUCUAAACCCAGCAAAUUUAUCAUCAUCAAAUAGAUGUUAUUCAAGAACUAGUUCUACUGGAAGUGUUCACUUUUCGUGUUCUUCAGCAUCGAGCGCUCAAAAUUCUGAUGACGAAGACAGUGAUGGUCGACCUCAGUCUUUUCGAGAUCGGCGAAGAGAAGCUCACACACAAGCUGAGCAAAAAAGAAGAGACGCAAUUAAGAAAGGAUAUGAUGAUUUAGCAAGUCUGGUACCGAAGUGUCAAAGUGCUGAUCCUGUAGGGGGACAAAAAUUAAGUAAAGCUGCAAUUCUUCAGAGGUCAAUCGAGUAUAUAACGUAUUUGCAAAAGGAGAAGUCAAAACAAACAGAUGACUUAGAAAGUUUGAAAAAGGAGGUUGUAGCUUUAAAAAUAAUGAAAGCCAAUUACGAGCAUAUAGUAAAAUCUUACAAAAAUACCCCCGAAGCUGGUCAGAAUCAAGUAUCAGAUGAAGUUAAAUUUCAAGUGGUUAGUAAAAUCAUAGUUUAUAUGAAAUAUUAUAAAAUUUAGGCUUAAAUUAAUUAAGAUGUAUAGUUAAAUUAAAAAUUGAAAAAAAAAAAGCAUUGUGUUCUUAACCUGGAAAAUAGUUUCAGGAAAUUAUGGACAACCUGUUUACGAGUUUCAAUGCAUCAAUAUCCGUAGCAAAUUUUGCUGAAUUAUCCGCUUGCGUCUUCACAUGGCUUGAAGAGCACUGUAAACCACAGCUAUUGAGAGAAUUAACCUUGAAAAUUUUGCAACGAUUUAAUGCAAAUUUCGGAUAAUAAUUUCAAACUUUAUACAUUAGUGAUCAUUUUCUUCAAUUCUAUUUGAAAUAUAGAAUAAAUGGAUAUAGAGUCGAGCAGAGAGGCAAGAUAUCAACUUUAAGUGAAGAAGAUCCGCUUUUGUAAAGGCAGAGUGUUUUGAAGUUGCUUGUUUAAAGAUGAAGAUUAAAUAAUUUAUUGGUUUGUCAUCUGUG